UUUUUUCUCGGGCCAGUCGGUGGCGGGCAGGCGCAGCAUGCGGACUCGGUGGCGUGUGAGUGAUUUCGGCUGCCUAGCGGUGGUCCUGGUGGUCGGCACGUGCGUGACCGGCCCACGACCCGUCCAGGCCCAAGACAGACCUGCAGGCAUCGGUGCCACCAAGUGCUACGACGACCAGGGAAAGGCCCAGCGAUGCGUCCCCCAGUUCGAGAACGCCGCCUACGGCAUGCCCGUGGACGCGACGAACACAUGUGGCACUGAAUUUGGAGACAUCGAGUACUGCAUCCAGUCAGGACAGCCAAACGACAAACCUUGUUUUACGUGCACUGAUCUAGGGCUCGAUUCUCACCCGCCUCGUUUCCUCACUGACAGAAAUGAUGCUGAUGAGCAUACGUGGUGGAUGUCGGACACCAUGUACGAGGGAGUCAACCAAGUAAACCUCACUCUCAACUUAAAAAAGUCCUUCGACAUCACCUAUGUGCGACUAGUUUUCUACUCGCCAAAGCCAGAGAGUUUUGCUAUUUACAAGCGGACAAAAGAGGAUGGUCCUUGGAUACCUUUCCAAUACUAUAGCGCAACAUGUCGCGAUACUUAUGGCUUGACUGAUGACAAUUACAUCAGCACGAAAGACGAGUCUAGGGCUGUCUGUAUUUCUGAGUUCAGCGACAUUUCACCCUUGACAGGAGGAAACGUGGCCUUCUCCACGUUGGAGGGUAGACCGUCAGCCAAAAACUUUGACAGCAGCCUCGAACUCCAGGAAUGGGUAACAGCCACCGAUAUUAGAAUCACCCUGGAUCGCUUGAAUACGUUUGGAGAUGAAGUUUUUGGCGAUUCGCAAGUACUAAAAUCAUACUUCUACGCCAUUUCGGAAUUUGCUGUCGGCGCUAGGUGCAAGUGCAAUGGUCACGCGUCAGACUGCACAACCUCGUCAAGCACUGACCAUUUGCAGCGGCGAGUCUGCGUUUGCCAGCACAACACCGCUGGUCCAGACUGCAACGAGUGUCUGCCCUUCUUCAACGACUUGCCCUGGGCCAGGGCUUCGGCCACCAACGCCCACGAGUGUAAACCUUGCAACUGCAAUGGCUUUUCAAACCGAUGCUUUUUCGACCAAGACUUAUAUGACAGGACUGGCCACGGUGGACACUGCCUUGACUGCACUGGAAAUAGGGAUGGACCCAAUUGCGAACGGUGCAGAGAAAACUUUUUCCAAAUGGAAGAUGGAUCCUGCAUCCCUUGCAAUUGUAACGAAGUUGGUUCACGGAGUCUGCAGUGCAACAGCGAAGGCAAGUGUCAGUGCAAAACGGGUGUUACUGGCGAUAAGUGCGACAGGUGCGACGCGAAUUUCUUCGACUUUGGAUCUCUGGGUUGCAAGCCCUGUGGAUGCAGCGAGGCUGGAUCUUUCAGAAACAAGCCAAGAUGUGACCCUUACACCGGCGUCUGCCACUGCAAAAGGCACGUCGAGGGCAACAGAUGCGAUCGGUGCAAGCCCAGCUUUUUCAACUUGGAUUUGGAAAAUGACUUUGGAUGCACUCCCUGCUUCUGUUACGGCCAUUCCUCUGUUUGCCAGUCAGCUCCAGGCUAUUCGCAAUUGUCCAUUGAAAGUGCGUUUGCACGAGGUCAAGAAAGAUGGACUGCUCAAGAUGAGAAUGGCCAGUCGAUGAGCCUUUCUUAUAAUGGACUUACUCAGUCAAUCGCCGUCAGCGCAUCUGGAAACACACCUGUGUAUUUCGUAGCUCCAGAUCGAUUUUUGGGUGAUAUGAGAGCUAGCUACAACAAAGACAUGACUUUUAAACUGAGGAUUGGCAGUGAUGGUCCAGCUGCCUCAAUUAAGGAUAUCAUUUUGGAAGGUGACGGCGAAAAGGUGGUGCAGAAUAUUUUCGGCCAAGGCAAUGAUCUUCCAAAAACAUCGAAUCGAGACUACACAUUCAGACUUCACGAAGAGUCUGAAUAUGGAUGGCAGCCACGUCUUCCUGCGAGGGAGUUUAUGAGAAUACUUUCCAACCUGACUGCAAUUAAAAUUAGAGGAACAUACACUCCUGAUGGUGUUGGAUUUUUGAAGGACUUCAAACUGCAAACAGCCCGCAGAGACACUGCUGGAAAACCAGCUAAUUGGAUUGAGAUGUGUACUUGUCCAGAGGGUUACGUUGGACAGUUCUGCGAGUCAUGCGCACCUGGAUACCGUCAUGAGCCAAGUUAUGGAGGUCGCUUCGCCCGUUGCGUUCCAUGCAACUGCAAUGGCCACGCAGACAUUUGCGAUGCGGACACUGGUCGGUGUAUCUGCCAGCAUAACACCGCUGGAGAAAAUUGCGAGCUCUGCGCUCGAGGGUUCUACGGAAACGCAUUAGCUGGAACAGACAGUGAUUGCCAACCGUGUCCUUGCCCUAACCAAAGCGCUUGCGUCCAACUUUUAGACGAAACGGUCGUAUGCUUGGAGUGUCCCAAGGGCUAUGGAGGUCCUCGGUGCGAUAUCUGCAGUGACGGUUUCUUUGGUGAUCCCGAGGGGCGCUUUGGUUCAUUCAGGUCAACUUGUGAACAAUGUGACUGCAACACGAAUGUUGACCCUAAUGGCAUUGGAAACUGCAACAGGACUACUGGAGAGUGCCUCAAGUGCAUUUACAACACUGGUGGUCCGCACUGUGAAGUUUGCUUGCCAGGAUUCUUUGGAGAUGCCCUGGCACUUCCCAAGGGUGACUGCAAAACCUGUCAAUGCUAUGGAGCUGGUACUGAACGUACAAAGGACGGACCUUUUGCUUGUGACCAAAUUUCUGGCCAGUGCAGGUGCAAACCCUAUGUCACAGGGAAAAACUGUGACGUGUGCGAGGAUGGAUACUACAACAUAGUCAGUGGAGAGGGUUGUCAAGCUUGUAACUGUGACUCAAUCGGUUCUAUUGAUGGCACCUGCGACAUGCGAACUGGGCAGUGCAAGUGCCGACCAGGGGUGACCGGUCUGCGUUGUGACAUUUGCGAGGUCUUUUCUUACGGAUUCUCUACCAGCGGUUGCAAGCCAUGUAACUGUGACACGAUUGGAUCAAGAAAUCUACAGUGUGAUGAAUAUGGACAAUGUCCGUGUCACGACAAUGUGGAAGGACUCCACUGUGAUCAGUGCAAGGAAAACAAGCACGACCGCCAGAGAGGAUGUGUUGAUUGCCCUGACUGCUACAAUCUGGUGCAGGAUGCUGUAAAUGAUCACAGGGAAAAGCUGCAGAAGUUACAAGAGCUGUUGCAUAACAUCACAGAAACACCGACUGUAAUUGAUGAUGUUGACUUUGAGAGGAAGCUCAAGGAGGUGGAAGAUAGGGUGAAGCAACUGUGGAAUGAUGCCAAAAGAGGAGCUGGAACUGGCGACAAAUCGCUGUUGGAAAGGCUUAAAGACUUAAAGAACAGGUUACAGGCAAUUGGGGACAUUCAUAAAAAUAUCACAAUGUUCACUGACUCGGCCAGAAUUUUCACAGCACAAGGUGAAGCAAAUGCAACCCUUGUUGAGGACAUUAUUGAAAGAUCCAGAGAGCGUUUGAAGAUUGCUGUUGAGUACUUGCAAACCAAAGGUGCAGAGGCGUUGAAGGAAGCUGUUCAGCGAUCAGAUCAAUUUGGUCAACAAAGUGAGAAGAUGUCUGAAAUUGCUCGCCAAGCACGCCAGCUGGCCCAAGAGCAAGAAAAAGAGGCCGAGGAGAUAAAAAAAAUCGCGGAGGAGGCUGUUAAGGUCUCAUCAAAUGCCUACACAAUUGCCAAAAAUGCCAUUGGUGAACAAAAAACAACCAAAGAAGAUUUGGGAAAACUUCGACAAGAAUUAGAGACCGCUUCUGCCAGGCUGGACAAUACAAAAUUGUUUGCCCAAGCAGCCAAAGAAAAGGGUGCCCAGAUGUUGAAUGAAUCACUGGCUAUUUAUGCAAUCGUCUAUGGCCUCAAGUUGCCAGAACCCAACGUAACCAGUCUAAGAGAAGAAGCCGAGAAAGCCGCCGAGCAAGCUAGGAAACUAAAGAGCGAAGCCGACCAACUGCAGGCAGAACAUGGAGACCUUCUGAGAGACUUGGCAGAACAAAGCGACUCCCUUAGGGAUCUCCUCAAAUCUGCAGAGAUGCAGCAGCAGAAGGUCGACGAGCUCCUUGCAGAUGUUGAUAGUGCGAAUUCUGACGCUAAAAGAGCAGUCGAGUUAGGCGAUAAGACACUGGCUGAGGCUCAAGAGACUUUCAAGACCCUCAAAGGAUUUGACAAGGAUGUGCAAAAGAGUAAAGAAAAGGCAAUGGAGGCUCUGGAAAAAGUGGCCGAUAUUGAGGAGAGCAUUGAAGCUGUGAGGAAGACAUCCGAAGAAGCUGGCGAAGCUAUCACUGAUGCAGAACAACACUCCAAAGCAGCCAAUGAUGCAGCCUCUGAGGCACUAAAAGAGUACGCAGCUAGAGCUGUAGAGGAAGCGGAAGAAAUCAAGGAGGCUGCUGAAGACACAAGAAAGCAGGCGGAAGGCUUAAGGAAUGAAGCAGAUGAACUCUCUGCAAAGGUUGCAGUCACCGGAAGCAAUGUGCAAAAAUUGGAGGAACAAUCUGUUCAGGAUGAGACCCUGACUAACGAGGCCAAAGAGAAGGUAGGCCAAGCCAAAAGCAAUGCAGCAGAGGCCACCAAGAGAGUGGAAAAGGCUCUCCAGGAAGUCAAUGACAUUUUGUUGGAGUUGCAAGACGUGACAGAUAUUGAUGAGGAUCAGCUAAAUAUCUUAGAGAAGAAACUGGCAGCUGCUGAAAAAGAAUUCAACGAUGCUAACUUAGAUCAACGAAUGGAGGAAUUGAAAAUGCUAAAAAAUCAGCAGACACAAUGGAUAAAGGACUACUCGGAAGAAGUGAGCAGACUGAGAACUGAAGUGGACAAUAUUGAAGAGAUUCGCAACUCUUUACCUGAUGGCUGCUGGAAGAGAGUAAAGCUUGAGCCUUGAAAGUAACGUGCUCAGCGAAAGUUAGUGAGGAUCUGAGCCAGUAAGAAACGCGAAUUGGACCUGCCGAGUCUUUUUAUUCCUUGCAUUGCAUUUUGUAUCACACAUUGUGUUCUUCAUAGGUGUUAAAAUCAAUAUUUGUGUGUGAACGUCGAGGGCGCCUGCUUGUUUCUGCACUAUGUCUAGAUGACUAAUUAUAAUUUGAGUAAUUCCUAUUAAAAUCCUACCAUAUAAGUCCACUUUAAGUUAUAAUUCUGAUAGUUAUGCCAAAGAUGUGCACUCUGUUUAGAAUAAUUAAUAGUAAGGAAUUUUCCAGUGCCAAAAUCUGGUUCUUCCGCUCUGCUGCAAUGUGCCAUGCCAAAGAUGUAAUUGGAAGAAUCAUUGUUUUAGAUCUUUACUUUAGAGACAAAAGUUGUUGAAAAAUACUGGUUUGAGCGCUUGUUGUUUCAACUCCUAGUCCAGUAAUUUUUACACAUCUGCACUUUGCAAAUCAAAAACAUUGUAACUCUUAUAGAUGAUACAAUAGAGACAGAAGUUAUUUUUCUACAUAUUGCCAGCGUUUAAAAUAGGGUGCAGAUUUCAAAGUACAUUCGCCUACCACUGCCAAUAAAAGAACGGAAUUUUUUUCAAACACUAAUAGAUAAACUAGAACGGUUUAUAUUUAUCUUGAUGUACAUUUGAAUUGUAAUAAAAUCAUUCAUUAGGGAAUUGAAAUUAAAAA
Cloeon dipterum is the source of this 5636-nucleotide messenger RNA. It is a transcript of the gene LanB2, whose product is annotated as laminin subunit gamma-1. The coding region runs from base 38 to 4918 and encodes 1626 amino acids. Gene Ontology annotation, cellular component: basement membrane. Lineage: Eukaryota; Metazoa; Arthropoda; Insecta; Ephemeroptera; Baetidae. The record is from RefSeq and is a predicted model, not a curated record. The transcript has 25 exons. Gene Ontology annotation, biological process: substrate adhesion-dependent cell spreading; tissue development; animal organ morphogenesis.